GGGGACGCGCAAGAUGGCGGCGGGGCCGGGGCACGGAGCCCGGAGCCGGGCAGCGCUGCAGCGGGGGCUGCGGGGCCGGGCUCCGGGGCCGAGCCGUGCGCACGGCGGUUUAGCGGUCGCAGCAGGGCACGGUUAACCGGUGUCCGGGUUUUUAAGCGUUAGGAGACCGCGGCGUUCAGGUUCGCUGCUCCACCGCCGCCCCUUGGUGCAGCGGGAGCGGGCGGACUCGGCUGUGGCUCUGGAGCCCGGUGCCCGCUGGGGACCCCGCAGCGCCGGGACGUGGCGCUGGGGGUCGGGUUGGAUGCUGGGCUCAAUUCCUUCACUGCAGAGCGGUUGGGUGCUGGGACGCGCUGUGCAGGGAGCAGGGGGGGCCCUGUCCUUAAGGGUGUCCCAGAGCCGCGGGGCUGUGGCACUGGGGACGUGGUCAGCGGGUGGGGAUCCUGAACCAGAACGGCUCUAGCACUUCUGUAGGAGCCUCAGCGUGCGGAGAUUGGGCUGUUUGUGAGGCAUAGACACGUGCUGCUUCACGGCUUGUGUGCAGUCGCAGUUAUUUCAGUACGGUGCUGCAGGGCAGGUCAUCAAAUCCUUUAGGUUGGUUUACAUAGAAUCACAGGAUUCUUAGAGUUGGAUGGGACCUUUAAGAGCCAUCUGGUCGCACUGCCCUGCAGUGAGCAGGGGCACACAGCUCCAGCAGGUGCUCAGAGCCCCGUGCUACCUGGAUGUCUCCAAGGACGGGGCUUCUACUGCAUCUGUGGGCAGCCCGUUCCCCUUCUAUUUCUCCAUGGAGUCAUUUGUGAAGGCAUUGAAGGGGCACAGCAGUCGGACUCCAUGAACCAUACGGGUCCCCUCUCCCUCGGGGUGUCCCGUGUUUCUUUGACAAGAAAGCAACGUGUGCUUAAAAAAUGAGAAAGCAGCAGCUGCCCUCGUGGUGCGCUGAGCUCAGCUGCGGGCUCAGCCCUCCCUGCUGCGUGCUCAUGGCUCAUGCAGCUGAAGUGGAUGCCGUGAGGUAAGGAUCUGCCCCGUGGAGAAGCGCUCCUCGGGGGCGAGGAGUAGAAAUGCAUCAUGUUUUUUUUUUUUUUUCUCCCUAUCCUUUAAAAACAGCCUGCCAGAACAAACAGAGCAGCGGCGUGCGUUGGAGGGGUGGGGAUGUGCUGGUCUCUAUGACGAGUGGUAGGGCUGAGAGCUGCGUGUCCCAGGGUGGGGCUCCAAGUGCCUACGAAGCAGUUCCCUUCCCUUCCCCUCCCCGAAUGCUCCGUGGUUCGGUGGGGCUCCGCCGGCCCCGUGUUGGUUCUGCCUGCGGAUUGGGGGCUGAAGGUAAAUGGAACGAUUCCUUACUCCUUUGCCAUCGGGGCGUUGUUCCGAAUGGAGCUGGGUGCUUUCUGCAGGAAGCUGCGGGCAGAAAUGUUUGCUGGUGCGUGGAGCUCUGCCUCAGGGCUGCUGUGUGAACGGGUUUGUGCCGCUCUGCGGUUUGACACGGAGGGUGAAACUGGAAAAAGGCCGUUGGUUUCUGCUGCUGGCAUGCCACGAAGGUGCCCGAACGUCGUUGUCCUGCCUUCUUGUAAGAGUUUCUUUCUGGAAGGCUCACCCAGAGUGAGUCUGUGCGAGAAGUGCCUUAAAGCAGCAGGUGCUGGGAGGGGAUCUUUGGCAGCGCCAGAGAGCUGUGUGUUUUUUUGUUUUUUAUCCUCAUACUUCCAGGCUGUCUUUAUCUUACCCACACGUUUUCUCACUUCUGCUCUUUUUUUUUUUUCCCCCCCUCCCUAUCCUGCUGAGGUGGAGGGGCCGGCAGCCCCGCAGGUGCUCGGCUGCUGGGGCUCAGAGCUAACAACGGGUUAGGCUGGAUUGGAUUGGAGCAGGCUGGAUGGAGCACACUGCUGCUUGGCUGCUGGGCAGGGCUGCCCGGGACCACGGAGGGACUUGGCCUGUCUUGUCUCAAACAACUGGAGCAGGAAACGUUCCAAGAGGGGAGCCAGGAGAGAAGGAUGGAGCCCUGCGGCGGCAGAGCGGCGAGCUGCUCUUCUCUGCUAAUUCUUAGGACUGACCCCUGCUCUUCUCAGUGCUGAGUGACUCUGGUGGCUGAGAACCAUCAGCCUGAGCGUGAAUGGACUGACAGCUCGGGCUUCUCUCAGCUCGCUGACCGACAGAGACCCCUGCUGAGGACUCUCGAAUCUGAAACAUGGAACCAUGCAGAUGUGGAGGAGCUGCUGCCCAAGGGCAGCCCUGCACAGCUGGGCUCUGUGAUGCUGAGCGUGCGUGGUCGCCUUUGUCAACCCAGCACCCACGGGUCGAGACCCCUGACUCCAAACGGCGCUGGAUCCAAAGGCUUUGUGUUGUUCUUGGAAAGUUUCGCUCCACUUGUGAAUUCCUUGAACCUUGGCAUUGCGAGCCCGCUUGUGUUGGGCCCUCCUCCUUUUCAGCUUGCUCACAUUAAGACCCAGUUGGCUCUGCAGCAGUUGACCUCGGUUGCCGCCAGCAGCUCCGCGCUUCCUCAUGCUCGCUUCGGCCGGGCGUUUCUGAAAAGCACCAUGUUUAGCCCCAGAGGAGCGUUGCCGCAGAGGCCGAGAGGACCCAACCCGUCCGGAGCCAAACCCCCGGGAUCCUUCCAGGGCGGAGGCGGGCCGGGCCCGCAGAGACAACCGGCGCCGGGAGCGCCCCAGGGGGCAGCGCCGCGCGCCUCGGGGCAGGACAGCGUCCCAUGGACCGGCUCGCAGCGCAUCAACGUCCGCGUCACCCUGCACAGGGCCGACCCGCGGCAGGCCAAGGCCAAGAGCAACCUGCACCAGGAGCAGAAGGGAGACGUGCGCGCGGGCCGCUGGGACGGCAGCCCCUGCCCGCCCCCGCCCGUCUCGCAGAAGCCGCCGGCCCCGGCCCGGCUCCCGGAGCAGAACGCGGGAGCGCAGAACCGCUACACGCCGGAGAGCGCGUCCAGCAUCUUGGCGAGCUUCGGGCUGUCCAACGAAGACCUGGAGGAGCUCAGUCGCUACCCGGAUGACCAGCUGACGCCUGAAAACAUGCCGCUCAUCCUCAGAGAGAUACGGAUGCGGAAGAUGGGCCACCCCUUGCCCGGCUUGCAUUCGCAGAGCCGAGGAGAAGCGAUGGGCGGGACGAGCGGCGCAGCGGUCAAGGGCAAGGUGAUCGAUUACGGGCACGCGAGCAGGUACGGGUACACCGAGGAUCCUCUGGAGGUGCGAGGUUACAACGUGGAAGCGCUGAGGGAGGAGCCUCUGGAAGCGCGCGCCUACAACCCCGAAGCUUCGAGCAGAGAGAAGAGGGAAGAGUUCCAGCGAGAGCCGAGCGUGCCGAUGGGCGUUCCGCCGGCCGGCGUGGCGUGCGGCCCGGCCUUCCCGCCUCAGGACGUCAUGAAGCCGCCGCCGCCACCGCCGGCUUUCCAGAGCGACCCGGCCAACCCUCACCCAUUCUUCCCGGCGGAGCCUGCGGGGAAGGCGGGCGGGCUGUGCGCGGCGCCCGUGGGGAAGGCCGGCCCCCCGCCCGCGGUGCUGCCCGUCAUGCCGCCCAUCCUGCCGCUGGCCGUGCCGCCCUUGGCGCAGCCCGUCAUGCCGCCGCUCAUCUCGCAGCCCGUGGUGCCGCUCCUCCCCCAGCCUCCCUUCUCGGCCGAGCUGCUGGCCAUCCUGGAGCAGCGCGACAGGAUCCAGCAGGACUCCGGGAGCGGCCAGCCCAGCGCUCCGAGCCCCGGCGUGGGGCAGAAGCCCUUCCAGCCGCAGCCCGAGGGGCCCAUUAAGUCCCCCUUUGGCGUUGUGAAGGCGUCGUGGCUCCCGGCGUUCCUGCAGUCCGACGCCCAGAAGAUAAAGCGCUUGCCCACCCCGUCCAUGAUGAAUGACUACUAUGCGACGUCGCCGAGAAUAUUCCCACAUAUGUGUUCUCUGUGUAACGUAGAAUGCGCUCGUAUGAAGGACUGGAUCCUGCACCAGAACACCCCUUCCCACAUCGAGAGCUGCCGCCACUUACGACAACAGUACCCCGAGUGGAACCCCGAGGCUCGCUCUUCGAAGCGGAAUGCUGCGGACAGGAAGGAGAACCAGACCCCCAAGCACCGCUCCAACUCGGCCAGCCCCAGCCCCCGGCGUCCGAGGCCCGCAGGCUCCAGCUAUGUUCCUCGGCACUCGCGCUCACGCUCCAGGAGCCCGGGCCGUUACCGACCGACGCGCCCGAGGAGCCGGAGCCCGCGGCAGGUGCGGCGCCUGAGCCCUCGGCACUGGUCACGCUCACCGCAGCGAUCGAGGAACCCGCUGAGGGGCAGCCCGCGGCCCCAGCGCUCCUCCAGCCAUGACUGGUCAUCGAGGAGAGCCACCCGAUCCCAAGACAGGAAGGCGGCUCUGGAGGCCGUGAUGAAGACGCUGGGACCCGGCUUCGUGGCGGAGUUCAACAAGCACAAAUCAUCGCAGGCGGGCACUCCGGGCUCGGGGAAAUCAGCGCCCUCUCACGGAGCCGGGGGGAAGGUGCCCGGGAACGGGAAGAAGACCCCAAAAACGGGCAUUGCUGCAAAGGCUGCGAAGAAGGACGCCCUUCCUCCGCCUGCACCCGGCUCCUGUUCUCCUCAAGGCGACGAAGUGCCCCAAGAGAAGGAAAUGGAGGAGGAGGAGGAGGAGGAGGAGGAGGGCUCGCCUGCAGGGCCCAGCAGGCCUCGGGCUGCGCCGUAUAACCGGCUGCUGAGAGAGGAGCUGCUGAACUGCGGCACGGUGCUUCAGAUCUCCAACUUACCGGACGACGGCUUUUCGGAUCAGGACAUCAAAAAAAUCGUGCAGCCCUUCGGCAAAGUCAGCGAUCUGAUCGUGCUGCGCUCCAGGAACAAGGCCUACUUGGAAAUGAACUACAAAGAAGCGGUGAUAGCGGCUGUGAAAUACGGCGAAACUGUGCCAGUGCUGGUGAAUGGGAGACAGGUGAAAAUCAGCGUGGCGGAGAAGCCCAAAGCAUCCCCCAGCCAGGCCAAAACGAGCGUCAAAAAGAAGACUCAGACCGUCAAAAAAGCAGCACCAAGCACCAAAAAGCACCCAACCACCACCACCGCCACCACGAAGACCAAGAAAACGAUUGCAGGCAAAAAAGAGAAAACCAAGAAGUCCGUGGGGACCAAAGAGAGUAAAACCAAGAGGACUUCAGGCACUGCAGCCCAGUCGGAUGAAAACGAAUCCAAAGAGCUUCAGAGCUCGCCUGGAAGUGGGGUGGAAGCUGGGGACGCUGGGCUGCCUGAGCCCACGGGUGCUGCAGGAGGGGAUGAAGGUGGCACAGAGCCUGCAAAGGCAGGGGAUGCUCCAUCCAAAGGGGCGAGCAAUCCUGCACCUUUACCAGAGAAACCCGCCCAGGUGCUGCAGGCGGUGCCGGCGGGCUCGGAUGGGCAGAACGAAGCUUUAAUUGAUCCAGAAGCUUCUGCAGAGACUGUGAAGAGCGAGGAGGCAGCGGAGCCGGGUGGCAAGGAAGCUGAGGACGCGUGCGUGGUGCUGGUUUCAAACCUGCCCGAGAAGGGCUACUCCGUGGAAGAAGUCUCCAACCUGGCGAAGCCCUUCGGUGGGCUGAGGGAUGUGUUAAUUGUGUCCUCUCACAAGAAGGCGUAUCUCGAGAUCAACAGAAAAUCCGCAGAAUCCAUGGUGAAGUUUUACACCUGCUUUCCCAUGACCCUGGAUGGGAACCAGCUGUGCAUCGACGUGGCGCCUCAGCAUAAGACCGUGAGAGACGAGGAAGCGAUAUUUACUGCCAUCAUCAAAGACUCUGACCCUAAGGUGAACGCCGAGGCGCUGCACCACCAGUUUGUGCACCUGGGGAACUUACCAGACGAGGGGUACAGAGAAUUCGAAGUGGUUUGCGUGGGGCUGCGCUUCGGGAAGGUCGAUCACUACGUGGUGCUGAAGAACAAAAACAAGGCAAUUCUGCAGCUGGAGAGUCCCAAGGCAGCCAGGUCCAUGUACUGCUUCCUGAACCAGUACUCGUACACCAUGGGGGGGCACACCUUGACCUGCACGUUGUCCCCCAGCAGGCAGCAUGCUGACACCGAAGCCGUGAAAAAGGAAGCGAAGAAGGAGGAGCCAAGCAGAGGAAGCUCCAGCUUGAAAAAACACCCAGAGGGAUCAGGAGCGGUGCAAACAGCAGCUGCUCAUCCUCCGGUAGAGCCCAGUGUGGUGAAGAAAGAACCCGUUUCCACCCCUCCUGCUAAGGAUGAGCUGUCAGCAGUGAAGGCAGAGCCCUCCGAGUCCCGUCUGGAAGGAGCACGGAGGGGUUCCGCUGCGGGAUCGGGCGACCCGGCCGCCGGGAAGGCAGGAGCUGGGGCUGAGCUCCCUGGUGCACCCCUGGCAGCAGCCGGCGCCGAUUUAACCACAGCCGAGCCCGAAGAGAAACUGCCACCUGCUCCCAGCGUGGGGAAGGAGGAGGAGGUUACAGGUGGAGCAGCCUCUGAGCUCCCCGUGCCUGCAGCUGGAUCCGCACCGCAGAAGGGAAGGGCGCUGGGAGCCGAGGGGCUGGGAGCUACUGCUGGAGAGCGGCCGGGAGGAGCACCAGGCCGGGGUGACCAUGUGCCAUUCCACCAUGUGCCAUCCAGCCACGUGCCAUCCGGCACUGCUGCCCCACUGGGGGCCGAACCCAGAGCUGUGCCCCCCGCUCACGGCGCGGCGGAGACGGGCUCGUGUGUUGUCCCGCACGGAAACCCCAAGGCGAGUGUGCCAAAAAAGACGCGUGUUUCUGAUCCGGGGAAGAUGGAACAUGAGAAGCCCAGGGCUCCGACGGCGGAGGUGAGACCUGUGCUCGAGGCUGGGGCGGCCCUGGGGAGGACACGAGGUGGAGCUGGAGACAGAGCAGAAGGGGCCGUGCUCUGCGGUGGCAGCGCUUGGGAGGAGAGCUCCCAGCAGCUGCUGGCCAAGGCUGGGGCUGCCGUGGAAAAUGCUGAUAAGAAUGCAAAGGAGAAGGAGGGAAGCUCCAUCAGAGCGCCUCAAAGCAAAGAAACGGGGCCGGGCAAAGUGAAAGAAGCCGGCAAAGCAGCUGCAUCGAACUCCUCUUUGUCUGCCCAGGAGCCUUCCUCCGUUUCUAAAAUAACUUUAAAGGCGGUGGUGCCUGUUCCUGAUAUACUGAAGCCAAGGGUCGCGGCGCAGAGAAGCAAACCGGCGCCGUGCAAGGGAGGGAAGCAAGCGGCUUCCUCCAAAGCCAGAGCCCAGGGAGCAGCAGCGGGGCAGAAGAAGGCAGCGUGGAAAGAUGGGGGUCACCCAAGAGCCGGUGGCAGCCAGAACCCAGCGGGCAGCACGUCCCAGCAGAGCGGGGCUGCCGGCACCGGGAAGGCUGGCAGCGGGAGGAACGCGUCCCAGCAAGAGAAGGACUCGCAAGUGGAACCUAGGGCUGGCUCAAAGCAGGAGGGAGAGAGCAGAUGGGCCAGCACGAAGAGAGACGCCGGCAGCACUGCAGGUUUCCGCUGGGGGCAAUGCUCGAACGUCCAGAAGCAGCAGCAGCAGCAGCAGCAGCAAGCAGAAGGAGGAAGAAGAGCUGUUCCCGUUCAACCUGGACGAGUUUGUCACUGUGGACGAGGUGAUAGAGGAGAGCGAGCCUCCCGUUCAAAGCCAGCGCAGUCAGCCCAAGGGGAAGAGGAAGGAGGGUGCCAGGAGCUGCUCGGAGCCCGGCUCCAAGAGGAGGAAGGAGAGGAGCUCCCCGCAGCGCCUGGCGGAGAGCGAGCUGUCCUUCGUCAUGCUGGAUGAGAUCGGCGAGGAGGAGGAGGAGGAGGAAGAGGAGGCGGGCGCGCAGCUGGGGAUGCUGGUGGUGGACGAGGUGCUGGAGGACGAGGAGCUGAUGGCCGAGGUGGCCAAGGACCCGCGGGGGCUGGUGACGUUGGACGAGAUCACGGAG
This is a messenger RNA of Numida meleagris (helmeted guineafowl), 7833 nucleotides long. RefSeq names its product zinc finger protein 638 (gene ZNF638). The coding region runs from base 2238 to 7685 and encodes 1815 amino acids. NCBI's taxonomy places the organism in Eukaryota, Metazoa, Chordata, Aves, Galliformes, Numididae. The record is from RefSeq and is a predicted model, not a curated record. The transcript is spliced from 24 exons. Gene Ontology annotation, biological process: regulation of RNA splicing; RNA splicing. Gene Ontology annotation, molecular function: mRNA binding. Gene Ontology annotation, cellular component: nucleus.